Messenger RNA from Anarrhichthys ocellatus (wolf-eel), 1041 nucleotides. RefSeq names its product ependymin-2-like. The record is from RefSeq and is a predicted model, not a curated record. Lineage: Eukaryota; Metazoa; Chordata; Actinopteri; Perciformes; Anarhichadidae. Gene Ontology annotation, molecular function: calcium ion binding. Gene Ontology annotation, cellular component: extracellular region; lysosome. The transcript has 6 exons. Bases 119 to 763 code for a protein of 214 amino acids. Gene Ontology annotation, biological process: cell-matrix adhesion.
GAAAUAUACCCUGGAAGCAGGACUUCCUCCUAGAGCCUCUGGUCGUAUUCAUAAGGAAGUGACUUUCCCUUCAAGUACCAGAGUGUUUGUGGCUGUCUGGAGCGUGGAACCCUGAAGUAUGAUGCUCUUAGUAGUUUUAACAUGUUUGCUGGCAGGCUGCCUGGCUCAGGACCCUCACCCAUGCUCAAGUCCUCCUCUUCUGAGCGGAAGCCUCUCUGUGGCCACACAGAAUGAAAAGCUGUGGACUUACGGCAGAUACCUGUACGAUGCACUGGGACAACGGGUCCGUAUCAUGGAGCUGGGCGCUUACGAGAAUAAGUCAUUCACCUAUGACGCGCUUCUGCUGUACAGAGAGAAAACCAUGUAUGAGAUUAACGAACAUGACCGCACAUGCAAGAAAAAGCCUCUGAAGGCAGACUUCCACCCUAUGGCAAUCCCAAAAGAUGCGUCUCUGCUGGGCCAAUAUGUUCUGGGCAGCUCGUCUGGACCUGGAGAAGGACUCCUGGUCAACACUUGGACGGGAGAUCUGCCCGACAAAACAGGAAAGUUCAUGUCCACAGUCACUGAAUUUGGUUGUGUUCCUAUAAGCACUGUGUACCACACUAGCCAGUAUGGAUGGGUGGUGACAAGCUUCUUGAACAACGUCCUUGGGAUAUCAGACCCCGGUCAGCUCAACCCUCCAGACUUCUGCCUGGAUGAAGAGAUGAGGGCUGAUGAAGAGCAGACAGACUUUCUCAGCUUGUUCCUUAAUAACAAGCUCUGAGGGCCUCCUUAAACUAAUGAUUUGAAAAAAGAAAAAAAAAAGUGCAGCUACUGAAUCAUAUCUUUGUUAUGUGAUAUACAUCACAUUUACUCUGCAAUAACGUGUAAUUCCAAGCAUCUGGAGCAUCUCAGACAUGACAUCAAUCACUUUUUUUUAUAUUUCUGUCUAUUUUCAUAUUGACAAUGUAUUAAAAAGCUAACAAAAGAUGCUGAUGUGUGACCACAUGUAAUUUUUAUUAAUAAGCUUAUAAAAAUAAAAAAUAAAAUUCAUAUAUGUCA